Myxocyprinus asiaticus (Chinese sucker) is the source of this 1284-nucleotide messenger RNA. Its product is annotated as ribonuclease inhibitor-like. Lineage: Eukaryota; Metazoa; Chordata; Actinopteri; Cypriniformes; Catostomidae. The transcript is spliced from 9 exons. The record is from RefSeq and is a predicted model, not a curated record. Bases 1 to 1284 code for a protein of 427 amino acids. Gene Ontology annotation, molecular function: protein binding.
AUGAAACUGCUCAAUGAUUUACAACAGGAUCCAAAGUGUAAACUGAAAACACUGAAGUUUUUGAAAGGUUCUGCAGAAGAAGCCUGUCAAUAUCUGACUUCAGUUCUUUGUGUAAAUCCUUUAAUCCUAAGAGAACUGAAUCUGAGUAAACACAAACUAGAAGACUCAAGAUUGAAACGGCUCACUGAUCUACUGGAGGAUAGACACUGUAAACUCAAACUUCUGUUGUUAAAAUCUCCUGCAGAAGAAGCCUAUCAGUAUCUGACCUCAGUCCUUGGUGUAAAUCCUUUACUUCUAAGAGAACUGAAUCUGAGUGAACGUAAACUAGGAGACUCAAAAGUGAAGCAGAUCGCUGAUCUACUUGAAGAUAAACACCGUAAAUUCAACAAACUUCAAAUGUCAAGCUACACUAUCACUGAAGAAAGAUAUAAAGCUCUGUCUUCAGUUCUGAAAUCAAACCCUUCACACCUGAUAGAGCUGGAUCUCAGUGGAAAUGACCCUAGAGAAUCAGGAGUGAAACUGCUCAAUGAUUUAGUACAGGAUCCAAACUGUAAACUUAAAACACUGAGGUUAAGUCCUUCUGCAGAAGAAGCCUGUGAUUAUCUGACUUCAGUUCUACAAGUUAAAAAUCCUUUACUACUGAGAGAACUGAAUCUGAGUGAGCAUAAACUAGAAGACUCAAAAGUGAAGUUGCUCGCUGAUCUACUGAAAGAUAAGCAUUGUAAACUCAAACUUCAAUUGUCUGAAUGCAGUAUUACUGAAGAAGGUUAUAAUAAUCUGGCUUCAACUCUAAGAACAAAUCCUACAGAACUGAUAGAGCUGGAUCUCAGAGGAAAUGACCCUGGAGAAUCAGAAGUGGAGCUGUUCAUUGAUUUGCUACAGAGUCCAUACUAUAAAUUGAAGACAAUCUGUUCUGCUGCAGAAGAAGCAUGUAAGAAAUUCACUGAAGUUCUUGGUAUAAAUCCAUUACUGCUGAAAGAACUGGAUCUGAGUCAUAAUAAAUUAGGAGAUCUGGAUGGAGAGAAGCUCUCUGCUCUAUUGAUGUACUCUCAUAGCAAACUGAAAAGUUGUUCAGCUCUAGCUACUGUUCUCUCCUUUGAUACCAUUCUGAAAGAGUUUGAUCGGAACAACAGUCCUCUGAUGGACUCAGGAGUGAAACAGAUCUGUGAGGGACUGAAGAAUCCUCAGUCUCUGAGAUCAAACCCUUCACACCUGAUAGAGCUGGAUCUCAGAGGAAAUGACCCUGGAGAAUCAGGAGUGGAACUGCUCAAUGAGUUACUAUAG